Racocetra fulgida is the source of this 164-nucleotide messenger RNA. NCBI's taxonomy places the organism in Eukaryota, Fungi, Glomeromycota, Glomeromycetes, Diversisporales, Gigasporaceae. The record is from the annotation of a GenBank genome assembly.
AUGCCAGCAGCUACUAAUGCACCAACAAAAAUCAUGGAACCUAUUACACCACCCACUAUUGCACCUGUAUUGGGCGGAGAUGACGGAGAUAUAGAUGAUGUGGGUGUGGGUGAAGUUGGAAAGGUACCUGUAGGUCUAUUUCCCCCCGACUUAUUUGGCCCAUU